UAAACACUGUUAUCUCCCUGACACAGGCUGCCACUGCCCUACCACCCACGGAUGUGAUUCUACUAUGCCCUCUUCACCUUCACCUCCUCCCAGUACCUUUCCGCUCGGCCAAACGCCUUUACUCUUUGAAUCUCGCAAUCGAAGCAUGUCGACUUCGAGCAGGAAGGCCGCAUUGAACAUUGACUUCAUUAUCGUCGGUGGAGGUAUUACGGGUCUCGCUGCAGCCUACAGAUUAAGCGAGGCUGGACAUAAUGUUCAUGUCCUCGAAAAAGCGCCAGGGCCAGCUAAACUUUCAGGUGGCAUACGCUGUCCGCCAAACCUCACCAAAGUGCUUGUAGAAUGGGGUCUUGCAGAUAAACUUGUAGAGGAGGCGCAAGCGGUACGAGUGAGAGGAAGUUUAUUUCAUUCGAUGGACAGUGGAAACGUGGUUGGGUACCUUGAGUGGCAAGAAGACGUACUUCAAGAGUCGGGAGCAGAGUUUCUCCUAUUACACUAUGAAGACCUCCAUCGCAUGCUCUACGACCUGGCUAUCUCGUGUGGCGCUCGUGUUUCAUAUAAUUCCAAUGUUGCUAGCGUUAGCGCUGAACCGCCACGCGUAGUACUGACGAGCGGCGAGGAAUUUACCGCAGACGUUAUCAUUGGUGCGGAUGGCAAACAUAGUAUCGUUAGAGAGACUAUUGAGGGGGAGGUAGUCCAAAGCGUACCGUCGGGUAUUAGCUUGUACACAGCAAUGGUUCCCAGAGAUAUGCUCAAAGAUGAUCCGGAGCUUUGCGCCCUGUCUAAUGUAGAGAGCCAGCGGGGGCCUGAGUAUCCGAUAUGGAUGGGUUCAGGUUGUAGUGCAUUAGCCCAUCCUGUGCGUGGAGGAAGUGAAUUUUGUGUUCAGCUGACCUGGCCAGAUGAUAAACUGGACGAGGAGGAUGCAAAAUUAGAGGGAUGGUAUGUGCCAUGGCCGGUCAAAAAUUUGUGUUUAGAUGGCUGUGACCCAAGGUUGCAGCGGCUAAUCUCUCUAUCUACCACCUGCCAGCGGGAGAAAUUUGUAAAGCAGAGCUUUGCCAAAGACUGGGCAGACGAGACUGGAAGGCUUCUCCUCAUAGGCGACGCCGCACAUCCUUUUUUUGCUUGUGGGACUCAAAGCUGCAGUAUUCACAUCGAAGAUGCUGAAGUCCUCGGCAUUCUUUUCUCUCGCCUCAACGACUGGGAUCAAGUUCCGAGUCUCGCUGAAGCCUUCCAGGAACUGCGCUAUAAGCGAUGUCACGCCGUAAACGUUUACGAGCAACAAUCUUUUGAGUCGCUGCGAGCGCCCAAUGGGCCAGAACAAGUGGAACGGGAUCGAGUGCUGCAUACGAUGCUGGUCAACGUGCACAAUCCUCGGGAUGAAACAACAGGGCGUGAUCAGUGGGAGGCAAUCAGUGAAAUUUUUGGAUACAGCGCGACGGAAGCGGCGGAGGAUUGGUGGGUGCAGUGGGGUGUGCUGAGAGAGAGGAGUAAGGCUGGUGCGACACACGAUGGACUGCAAAUGACGUACGAGGUCACAGAAAUCACCGUCAGCCCGCAGUUGCAGGACUACGGGUUCAUUAUGCAGGACACGACAGUGGUAUGAGGGUGGGCAUGAGUGUUUUUCGGUGUUCGAUCCCUCUUUCCUUCUCGCAGAGCCAUGCAUGAUUUUGAUUCGUUUAUUUAUUGUCCCCUAUCCCGAUAUUUUUCUUAUAUUUAUUGUAUACCUGUCGUUACUUGACACACACCUCAACCAUGGGCAUUUGCGGUAGCAAAGCAUUUUGUCGUAUUAUACACAAUCUAAAUGUAGCACACAAUAUACAAACUAUGAAAAAGGAAUGUCCCACCUCUCGCUGACUUGCACUUAUAUACACCUCACGUACCUACAAGUAGAACUCUGGCUUGCGGGAGUUGAUGCCAUACUCCGCCAAGGCUGCACUCAAGUCAUCCAUGGUAAGUGUGGUUCUCGUUUUAUCCUUUGCGGAACCUGGGCCGGAAAGGGGCUGAUUGGCACGCGCUCGUCCACCUGCAGCAUUUGUACGUAUGCGAGCAUGCUGAUAGGCGUCUGCGGCGAUGUCAGAAACAAACUUUUGAGCGGCGAGGGACAGAAGACGUUUUAACCGAACGUCCUCGCAUUCGAAGCCUACCCGCUGCAGAUAGUAAUCUGUGACUUCAUUAGGAAUCAAAGGUUCAUAAUCAUCGAGUAAUAAGAGGAACUCGGCGAGGGUACGAUCCUUGCGUGCCUCCUCAGCAGCCUGGCGCGUUUGUGGUUGGGAAGGAGCAGCUGUGCUGGUGCUGGCUACAGCUGGGGUGGCUGCCUGAGUUGCAUCUGUGAAUGACUGAGGCGGGAGUGAGGGUGCAGUGGAAUAGUUGAAGGCGGGGGACUGGGACGCAGACGAGUCUGAAAACGGUGUCGACAUGAUAUUGGAGGGACGAGCGGAGUAAAAUCAAGGC
Messenger RNA from Serpula lacrymans var. lacrymans S7.9, 2448 nucleotides. RefSeq lists its product as uncharacterized. The record is from RefSeq and is a predicted model, not a curated record. Bases 65 to 1600 code for a protein of 511 amino acids. Gene Ontology annotation, molecular function: monooxygenase activity; FAD binding. NCBI's taxonomy places the organism in Eukaryota, Fungi, Basidiomycota, Agaricomycetes, Boletales, Serpulaceae. The transcript is spliced from 15 exons.